GUAACCACCAACAGUCAAGAGAAACAACAGUUUUAUUUAACUGAUGAGCGAGCGCAGUGCGCUGUUAGCUUUGUGUGAACAGACUGUUUGGAAGACAAACAAACACUUGAGGAUCAUGUCUGUUUUCCGGACUUUCUUUGCGGUUCUGCUUGUUUAUUUAAUGGCGCAGAAGAGUUGUGCUACUGUGAUCUACGCAAAAGUCGGUGACUCGGUUGUCCUUCAUCCAGGUCGGAGUUUCACUCCCAUCACUUCCAUUAGCUGGGGGCAUGAAAUGAGCCCUAUCUUGGAGUGGUUUGGAAAGGACAUUAUUCCUUACAAAAGUUAUAAAGGUCGCAGUGACAUGGAGAAAACAACAGGAAGUCUGAUCAUCCACAACCUGUCAGUGGAGGACACCGGGCGCUACACACCUAAGAUUAACAGCUUGGUUCUUAACCCAGUGGUACUCAAGGUCAUCGAACCGGUCCCAAAACCGAUGGUGCUCUUAAAAUGCAACGAUAGGCGAACCCUCUGUGACCUCACCUGUAAAGCCAACACCAGUCCUCAGUUUGGACCCGUCACGUAUAAAUGGGAAGCAGGAAACAAGGUGGUGUCCACUGAUAAUCAGCUGAGCUUAACAGUGAAAGAUCUACGUCGUGCUUACACCUGCAAGGUGAAAAACCCCGUUAGCACCUCGACCAGCGAUGAGGUGGCUGCCCCUAUUAAAGAAGGGGUUCAUCCUGCGGCAGUGGUGGUACCGGUUGUGCUUGUAGUCCUGGUUCUGGUUGUGGCUGGUGGCUAUGUUAAACACAGGAAAGAGCAAAAACAAGCGCAGAAUGUUGAAGAACCCCCUGAUGAGAUGCCUGCUAUAGACCUGAAACCCGUGAGGGGAAAUGGAUUUACUUUGGAAAGUAUUGAAAGUGGAUUGGUCUCACCUGCAAUGAAGAAGACGAACUCCAGACAAGGACGCCUUUGUCUCUAUGAUGAUGAAGAACAAAGGGAGCAUGACGACCAGAAACUUGAGAAGCAAAGCCAGGAGCUUCAAAUUCCUGCAGACAUCUAAAUUCAUCACAGAUGUAUUGAAUUGAGCAAAGCACCUCUUGAGCUUUUUCUUUGUAACCUCACAACAAACCAAAUAUGAUAGUAGCAGUAGUU
This is a messenger RNA of Gambusia affinis (western mosquitofish), 1131 nucleotides long. Its product is annotated as CD48 antigen-like. The transcript is spliced from 10 exons. NCBI's taxonomy places the organism in Eukaryota, Metazoa, Chordata, Actinopteri, Cyprinodontiformes, Poeciliidae. The coding region runs from base 44 to 1039 and encodes 331 amino acids. The record is from RefSeq and is a predicted model, not a curated record.